CUCCGUCGAGUCGACCAAUCAGAGCGGUUCGCGCCUUGCGCCCGCACGCGCGCGUUUAUCAAAAUGCGAAUGGCUCCGGAGCGGCGGCGGCGGCAUUAAUUAAUCUAUAACAAAAUAACUUAUAGCCGUCCGUAAUCGGCCACAGAGUCAAAGCACAAGCGACCUUCGCGCCGCGAACACAUCCUGCGUGCAUGCACUAUAAAAUAAAACACAACAAAUACUUACAAAGUACACAAUAAAUAAAACAAAAACUUCGCGGUCCGGUUUAGUUAGUUCCCCGCGUUUGCUUCGUGUAUAAAAGCGAAAAAGGAAAAGCAGAAAUGUCCGCUUUGAAUUUCAGUUACGUUUAAAACGUUUCGUGGAACAUUGUGCUGUGUCAAGAUAAAUAUAUUUGGUGUUAUUGAAAGCCAACCAUGAAUUAUCUAAGUUAAAAUAAGAUAACAUUAUCUAGGUGAAUGUAAAAGUGUCAGUGUUGUGAACUGGUUCGCGUUCUUAGUUUCUGGUUUGUGUAUAAGUGACUAUUGAAUUAUUUGCAACUUUCAUUCGGAGCGUCCUCUCGAUUAGCAUACGAAGAGCCAUGGCGAAGUUGUGUCUUAUGACCAUUCUGGUCAUAUUAUUGGUGCAUCUCAUCACAUUUAACCGCGCAUACAUUUCAUCAGAUGACGCUGCAAUCGCCCAUACAUAUACGCCAGCAUGGAGGUACAGGUGUGUACCAGACCAGGGUUGCGAGAGAACGUCGCACCCACAACCAGGUGUGGAGAUAACCACCAGGAACAAUAGUGGCAUGCUGUUUGCCAGUAUGGACGUCUGCCGGACAGUCUGUGGCAGAUUUGGUGGACUCUGGCCACGACCUGUAACAGCUGCCAUUGGCAUGCAAACUGUUAAAAUUCAUCCGAAUUAUUUGAGAUUCGAUUUGCAAAAUGUUCCCGCACCAGUUGUAUCUCUUAUGGCGGAUAUGACAAAGCUGGUUGGCCCCAAUCUGGUGGCAGAAUGUGAUGGUACCGUGACUGAGGUUGUUGAAACGCCUGUCAUAGUGUACCUGACCGUAAGGAGUGAGGACAAGUCUUUAACCCUGAACACCAAUGAGGAAUACAUGCUAGAUGUCCAGUAUAAUAAUAAAGAGGGCCAGGUAUCAGUGCGCAUAACUGCUGAAACAGUAUACGGAGCCCGCCAUGCGCUGGAAACGUUCACACAAUUAGUAGCAUCCAGCAAACCAGACUUCGCAGACGACCAAACUUGCAGCCUCCUACUCGUCUCUGGUGCUAAAGUUCGUGAUCGUCCAGUAUACAAAUACAGAGGACUCCUAAUUGAUAGCAGUAGACAUUUCAUACCCAUGGAAAAUUUGAAGAGGACCAUGGAUGGCAUGGCAGCCAAUAAAAUGAACGUGUUCCACUGGCAUGUUACCGACUCACAUAGUUUUCCUCUUGAGUCUACUAGAGUACCACAGUUUACCAGAUACGGAGCCUAUUCUUCGGAGGAAAUCUAUUCUGCGGAAGAGAUUCGGGAGCUGAUCCAAUAUGCUCAAGUACGAGGCAUUCGCGUCGUCAUCGAAAUUGACUCACCCGCACACGCUGGCAAUGGUUGGCAAUGGGGACCUGAGUAUGGUUUGGGUCAUCUCGCAGUCUGUGUAAACCAAUGGCCGUGGCGAGGGAUAUGUGUGGAGCCUCCCUGUGGACAGUUGAAUCCUGCCAACCCUGAGGUGUACCGCGUGCUAGGUGACUUGUACCGGGACAUCGCUGAUGCUUUACCAGCACCUGCCUUACUUCACGUAGGAGGAGAUGAGGUUUACAUUGAAUGCUGGAAUCGGACCGAAGAGAUCAUCAAUUACAUGAGAAAGAAGAACUAUGAUCCAACAUCGGAUGGUUUCAUGAAAUUAUGGGCAGAGUUCCAUGAGAAGGCGUUGGCUGCUUGGGACGAGGUGAUGGAAGCAGCGGGAACACCGAAGCAGCCCGUCAUGAUCUGGUCUUCCGACCUGACACAGCCGCAGUGGAUCAACACUCAUCUGAACAAAGAAAGGUAUAUUGUCGAAGUAUGGGAGCCAGUAGGUAGCCAAUUGCUACUCAAACUGCUGGGGAUGGGAUACCAAACCGUCUCAGUGCCCAAGGACAUUUGGUACUUAGACCAUGGUUUCUGGGGAAUCACCAAGUAUAGUAAUUGGAGGAAGAUGUACGCCCACAUGUUGCCCACGGAUGACAAUAUGCUAGGAGGAGAGGUCGCCAUGUGGACCGAAUAUUUGGAUGAGCAGGCCUUAGACACGCGCGUGUGGCCUCGCGCGGCUGCAGUAGCGGAGCGAUUGUGGUCGGAUCCGACGUCAGAUGUGUUUUCGGCGGAAGCGCGCAUGCAGAGACAGCGCUCUCGGCUCAUCAAGCGCGGGCUGCGCGCAGACGCCAUCUCCCCUGCAUGGUGCUCACAACACGACUCCAGGUGCUUCUGAUCUCCUGAUCCUGCUACACAAAAUGUUGAAGGACUUCCUUACCUUUGACACAAUUCUCCUCUGAGAUGAUUCAAAUUUAUACAUAUAGUCUCUGUGUGAUGGAAGAAUACCUUAAGUUAACUUAGCCUAUGUUACGAGGGAAUUAUUUUCCUUUUGAAUGGCAAAAGUGACUAAUGUCUUUGAUAAGGAGAGUAAAUCGAUCUCGGUGAACAAAUAGAACCCUUGAAGUUAUAUAUUCCUAAUCACUAAAAAUAUAAAUUAUAAAGUUCUUUAAGAACUUCAUAAAUUAAGACAGUGAAAGUCUUUUAAGAACUUUAUUAUAAACUUAGAACUUAUACAUUGAGAAGCCUAUAACUGUAUCUAGGCUGAGUUUAGUCAUUCAUCCAAAUAUAAUUGCAACAAGGGCUCUCACUAAAUUACGUAAAUAUUAUAUUGUUAUUUUUAAAUGUAAGUGUACUUAAAAUUUAACUAUAAAAAACUAGCGACCCGUCUAA
Spodoptera litura is the source of this 2928-nucleotide messenger RNA. RefSeq names its product beta-hexosaminidase 2 (gene Hexo2). Gene Ontology annotation, cellular component: plasma membrane. The record is from RefSeq and is a predicted model, not a curated record. Gene Ontology annotation, biological process: carbohydrate metabolic process; glycosaminoglycan metabolic process; protein deglycosylation. NCBI's taxonomy places the organism in Eukaryota, Metazoa, Arthropoda, Insecta, Lepidoptera, Noctuidae. Gene Ontology annotation, molecular function: beta-N-acetylglucosaminidase activity.